Molecule: messenger RNA, 4172 nt
Organism: Nilaparvata lugens (brown planthopper)
Lineage: Eukaryota; Metazoa; Arthropoda; Insecta; Hemiptera; Delphacidae
Exons: 3
Coding region: 159-3098 (979 amino acids)
Source: RefSeq, a predicted model, not a curated record
GUUUUGAUAUUGAAUUCAGUUCAUUGUUUCACAUUUAACAAUAUUGAUAAACUUUGUAGCUUUUAUCAUUGAUUUGUGCUAUAUGCUGUAUGCAAACGACUACAUUAUUAUCUAUUUUGUGAUAAAGACAACAUUACAGUCUUGGAUCUCUACACGAAAUGUUCAUUUUUCGGCUCCAGAUUUUCUCUCUACUACUAUUUAUAGGAAUUGAAGGUUCUGUAGCCAGCCCGACAAAUACAGCCUUUCCGUCAACAAUCAUAGAAGAAGCAAAAACAACAACAGAAGAUGCAAUCAAACAUGAUUCGCCCCAAACAAUUGAUCAAAAGGAACACGAGGAAAAGCGGCAGCAAUGGGACUGUACAUCCGAAUCAAACUACGUCCAAGAACAACUAGCUCUGACAUCCACACUGCUGGAAGAGGGCUACAAAAUCACACACAAACAAAAGGAUCUGGCAGCUGAUGAAGUAAUACUUGUACUAGGUAAGGCUGGAAGUGGCAAGACAAGCAUAGUGCAGUUCCUGACAGAAAAUCCAAAAUUGCAAUCGAAAAAAGUGAAAGCAGAGACCGGUGAAUUCAUAAUCGACGAUGGAGAGAAGAUUGGAACGUCAGCCACUGAAUCGUUCACACUCUACCCUGAACUGGUCAACUAUAACUCAACCAUCAACUUUUGCGAUUCUCCAGGGUUCCAUGAUUCGAGGAGUUCUGCACAUGAAAUUGUUUCCAUGGAUAUCAUGAAGACGAUAACAAAAAGAUUCAAGAGGGUCAAGAUUUUACUACUUGAAAGAUACGGUUCGUUACAGUAUGGAUUAUCGAAGGAUAGCUUCCUCAAAACUCUCCGGCAUUUGAAUGAUUUCUUGGUGGAUUUCGAUAGAUAUAGAGAACACAUUGUCCUUGUUGCAACAAAAUUACCAUUUUCUUACAGAAUGACGGAUGAUGCAGGGGUGGUACCAGAGUUUAUAACAGAUGAAAUGCAUAUCGAAAGUAUUUUAGAAUAUUUGAAUCAAACGGAACUAUCGUUGACAGAAAAGCUCUCACAGAAAAUCAGUAAAAAAACGGAAGAUUUCUAUCAGAAAGCUAUAAGAUUAUUGCAAAGCUUUCAGACUAGAGAUGAGAAUGGGAAAGCAAGUAGAAUAAAUGUAUUCCGCCGACCAUAUAAGUCAGGACCUCUGAAAAACAUGCCAUUGUUAGCAAAGAAUAGGAAGUCACUAUCUGAAACUAUCAUGAAUUUGGAAUAUGUAGUAGUGAAGGAGAACGAUUUCGACUUCACUUUGUCAAAUGAAGCUAAGUUGUACCUGGAAUGCUUGCUGAAGUUGUCAAAUGAUAAUUAUAAAAAUAAGAUCAAUGAAUUAUCUUUCAUAUUGAAAGAAUAUGUUACUCAGAAGACUCAGAAUUACACAAGUUUCAACCAGAUUUCGACAGAGUUAGACCUACUGUACAGUGCAUUGAGAGAUUUGUCAGAAAAUCUUGAUGAAACAAAAAAUUAUAACCAAUUCUUUGAAAAGGUUCAGAGUUUUAUCUCUGAUCAGAAAAUUCCUUCGCAGUACAAUUAUAAUAAUAGAUUACAAACUUUGGAGAAAAUUGAAGAAAUGCUUAUCAAGUUUGUUGACACAAGUACAGUUUUUAUUCCAUCUUCAUGGACCCUCCCCAUAAAACAUCUAGUGAAAUCUGUAGGGAGUGAGUAUGAAUGGUAUAAAUCUCUCAUCAUUUAUAUCGAGAAACUUUCAAGCUAUGAAACCCAGAAAAACAAAACCGAAACAUACAGUGCAAUAUUUCAAAAUACGUUCACAGUGACGAGUAAUUUGAUGGCAGUUUUUAUGGAUGCUACAGGGAGCAAAAACGUUAAACAAUUUGUAGAUGCGCAAGCUGAUGAUAGGAGAAAACUAGAAAUGGAAACUAUUACAAAAACUUUACUGCAGAGAAGCAAUAUCACUUGUGAUGCCAAUGGAAGAUUGAUUGUGAAAGGAUUCUUAAUUAGAUUAUCAGAAAUCAAUUCAGAGAGCUUGAUACGCUUCCACUGUAAUAACAUUACUUUGAAAGAAGUUGCCUUGCUAGCGGUUGACUCUGUAUUCUUGGAUGAGGAUACCAUUGAUAUGUUCCAGGAAGUAAACCUGUUUAUAGCGUCACCCAAAUGGCACGUGAUUGGACAGAGGCGAAUUGUUCUCAGUGGUAGAACAGGGAAGAAAAUUUACGAAAAUUCCCUCCUGGGUAAUGGGAAAGAUGGGAAACCUGGACUUCCAGGCGGCAACGGAGGAAAUUUCGUUGGUAUCGGAUUGCAGUUUUCAAAUGGAGAAAAUUUGCUUGUAGAGUCGAAUGGGGGUAGGGGGGGCCCUGGGAGUAAUGGUGGAAAGGGGGAGAGAGGCACAAGAGGUGAGGAUGCUGAAAAAAAGUUGAAAUUGGGCAUUUAUGACAAGAAUUAUACAUUCACCAAAGGAGUGGCGACUGAGAAACUUGUGAACAGUUUCUCAUCAAGUGAAAUACAGUUUUAUGCUUCUGGUGAUUAUUGCUCAUCUUGUUGCAGUUAUUAUAGGAGCGAAAUUAAUUUGGUGAGGCAAGAUGGUGACUGUGGGAGUGAUGGAAGUAUUGGAGGGUUUGGUGGAGAGGCAGGGUUUGGAGGACUUCCAGGAGACCAACAACUGGUUGAACUAAGUGACUCAUCUCAGAUUAGAUUUGAGAGUAAAAACGGCACUAAGGGUUCUCGUGGAAGUAUGGGUGGAACUGGAGACCAAGGCAUGAAUGGUGUUGGAAUGAUUUGCAUUCAUGUAGUUACAAAGUAUGAAAGCUAUACAUCUAAUUUGAAAUCAUACUGGAAAUGCGAGUCUACAGAUAACACAACAUGCAAUACAAGUACCGUUAAAGACAAACCUAAACAGAUUCUUGAAAGCCAGCAUUUUACAAGCACAGGAAUUCAACAGCCAGCUCCUAGAAAAUCACCCGAUUUCACCUAUUAUUCUCUGGACUAUUCAAUCCUACUUAAACGUCACAGUAAUCACAUGAUAUUCAGUGAGAUAAUUACAGACUUCAAAGGAGCAAUGGAAAAACGAUUCUCCUAUGAUUUAAAUGGAAUUGGCAUGCUAUUUUUCCAGGAUAAUUCUGACUGAUAAUGCUCAGUAAUAUUAUUCAUAAUAUGACACAUUAUUCAAUGUUCAGUUACCAUAAGAGCUUAAAAGAAAGAUAUCAUAAGAAGAUUAUGUACAAAAGAUCAUUUCGAUAAUUUACUUAUUUUAUAAAAUGGAUAAAGAAUAAAGAUAUCCUAUGGUAUAUGGGGCGUUUAUGUAACAAAUUUCAUCAGGCCGAUUGUCUAAAUAUAGUUAUUUUCGUGAAGCUAUGUGACUCAGUAGUUGACAGUAAUCGGUUUGAAGUUUGGAACAUGAACGACCAUACUAUGGGUUAUCUUAUUAUGCUAUCUUUCCUCUAUAUGGUAUGAGUAGGCAUAUUCAGCUUUUAUAGACCAAAAUCGAUAAUGUUUACCGCUUGAUACAUGCAAAUCAUAAUAAUAUGUAUAUCCGUAGGGUGCUCAUAAACCGUAAAUGUACCGUUCAAACACCAAUAAAAAACACACUUUUUUAUGUAUUUGAACACGACAUGCAGUCGAUUAUUAAGUAAAUAUUAAAAACUUUUACUUACUGACUGGAGUACUUCAGUACAGUCAGUUGACUGUUGAGAAUGAUCGCCAGACGAUUGAAAGUACUCCAGUCAGUAAGUAAAAGUUUUUAAUAUUUACUUAAUAAUCGACUGCAUGUCGUGUUCAAAUACAUAAAAAAGGGUGUUUAUACAAAGCAGCUCGGAAUGGAUCAAGAAAUCAUCACCUUCAAUAAAAAAAGUCAGGAAUUCAAGGAAUUACCUACUUCAAUUUUCUAAUAAACGAAUCACCACUACAAUUAAGUUACUUUAUUAUGUAAUACAAUAUAAUGAAGGAGAGUAAAGUGAAUGAUCGAAGAAUACAUGCAACAUUAUAUAAGAGUUAUAAAAAUAGAUUAUCACAGUAGCCUACCUGGUAUCAAAAGUUUCACUGUACCGUAAAUUAUUACUGAAAAUGAUAGAUUAUUAUAUACUGUACUUGGAAAAGGCGCAUCCACCGGUAGGCUUAAUCUUUGUUAUUCAGCAAUAUAAUAUAAUUAUUAUGAAAUAAAUUUUCUGAUUAUAUAAUAAAUAUAUUUUCUGAAAUAUCUAUA